This is a messenger RNA of Eimeria mitis, 357 nucleotides long. RefSeq lists its product as uncharacterized. The coding region runs from base 1 to 357 and encodes 118 amino acids. The record is from RefSeq and is a predicted model, not a curated record. The transcript is spliced from 2 exons. NCBI's taxonomy places the organism in Eukaryota, Apicomplexa, Conoidasida, Eucoccidiorida, Eimeriidae.
AUGCUGCUUCUGUCCCCACGCCCUGCUGCUGCUGCUGUUCCUGCUGCUGCUCUUGCUGCUGCUGCUCCUGCUGCUGCUCCUGCUGCUCAGGAGAUUCAGCAGCAGCAGCAGCAGCAGGAGCAGCAGCAGCAGCAGGAGCACGUCUCGGUGCAGCAGCAACAUCUGCUGCAGCAGCAGGAUCUGCUGCAGCAGCAGCAUCUGUUGCAGCAGCAGCAACAGCAGCAGCAGCAAAAUCAAGGGGGGGAGCAGCAGCAGCAGGAGCAGCAGCAGCAGCAGGAGCAGCAGCAGCAGCAGCAAACUCAAAAGAAGCACAGGGAGAGCUGCCGCCAGAGACUAUCUCCUCUAGGCCCAAACUAA